GGAGACCGCAGGCAUCCACGAAAUGGCAUGGUGUGGUUUGCCGAUGCGGACUACAUCUCCCAUCAGGCCAUGCGCAGUAUAACAGGCCUCCCUCAGGUGGCGCCGGAGCAUUGUGGGAUUGGAUGAGUCUCAAGAUGGACAACCGGGAUGUUGCAGGAAAGGCUAACCGAUGGUUUGGAGUUGCUCCUCCUAAGUCUGGAAAAAUGAACAUGAACAUCCUUCAUCAAGAAGAGCUCAUUGCUCAGAAGAAACGGGAAAUUGAAGCCAAAAUGGAGCAGAAAGCCAAGCAAAAUCAGGUGGCCAGCCCUCAGCCCCCACAUCCUGGCGAAAUUCAAAAUGCACACAACUCUAAUGUUUCCAACAAGUUUGCUAAUGACGGCAGCUUCUUGCAGCAGUUUCUGAAGUUACAGAAGGCACAGACCAGUACAGAUGCCCCCCCCAGUGCACCUAGUGCCCCACCUCGUGUGCUCCCCCGCACUGGGAAGAGGCCACCCCUCAUCAGCAGCCCUCUGGGCCAGGUGAAGAACUAUGUGCAUGCCAAGCAGCUGCCUGUGGCCAGCCGCCCAAGUGUCUUCCAGUCUCCUGAUGAGGACGAGGAGGAGGACUAUGAGCAGUGGCUGGAGAUCAAAGUUUCACCCCCAGAGGGAGCCGAGACUCGGAAAGUGAUAGAGAAAUUGGCCCGCUUUGUGGCAGAAGGAGGCCCCGAGUUAGAAAAAGUAGCUAUGGAGAACUACAAGGAUAACCCGGCGUUUUCGUUUUUGCACGAUAAGAAUAGCAGGGAAUUCCUCUACUACAGAAAGAAGGUGGCUGAGAUAAGAAAGGAAGCACAGAAGUUGCAGACAGCCUCUCAGAAAGUUUCACCCCCAGAGGACGAAGAGGUCAAGAACCUCGCAGAAAAGUUGGCCAGGUUCAUAGCAGAUGGGGGUCCCGAGGUGGAAACCAUUGCCCUCCAGAACAACCGCGAGAACCAGGCAUUCAGCUUUCUGUAUGAACCCAACAGCCAAGGGUACAAGUACUACCGCCAGAAGCUUGAGGAGUUCCGGAAAGCCAAGGCUGGUCCCACAGGCACCCCCACAGCACCUGACCUUUGCCUGAAGCGCAGAUCUCCUCCUGAGACUCCAUUGGGGUCCAUGCCCACUGCCACUACAUGCCCCACCUCAUCUGCCCCCUUGCCCGCCGUCAGCCCGUCUCCAGCUGCCCCAGGGAAGCUCGCCACCACAGCCACUAUGAAGAGGAAACGAAAGAGCCGGUGGGGGCCUGAAGAAGACAAGGUGGAGCUUCCACCCGCCGAGCUGGUGCAGAGGGAUGUGGAUGCCUCUCCCUCGCCUCUGUCAGUUCAGGACCUCAAGGGCCUCGGCUACGAGAAGGGGAAGCCUGUGGGUCUGGUGGGUGUCACAGAGCUGUCAGACGCUCAGAAGAAGCAGCUGAAGGAGCAGCAGGAGAUGCAGCAGAUGUACGACAUGAUCAUGCAGCACAAGCGCGCGAUGCAGGACAUGCAGCUGCUGUGGGAGAAGGCACUGCAGCAGCACCAGCACGGCUACGACAGUGACGAGGAGGUGGACAGCGAGCUGGGCACCUGGGAGCACCAGCUGCGGCGCAUGGAGAUGGACAAGACUCGGGAAUGGGCAGAGCAGCUGACGAAGAUGGGCCGGGGUAAGCACUUCAUCGGGGACUUCCUGCCACCAGACGAGCUGGAGAAGUUCAUGGAGACCUUCAAGGCACUGAAGGAGGGCCGUGAACCUGACUAUUCAGAGUACAAGGAGUUCAAGCUGACAAUAGAGAACAUUGGCUACCAGAUGCUGAUGAAGAUGGGCUGGAAGGAGGGCGAUGGGCUGGGCUCAGAGGGCCAGGGCAUCAAGAACCCAGUCAACAAGGGCACCACCACGGUAGAUGGUGCUGGCUUUGGCAUUGACCGGCCAGCUGAACUCUCCAAGGAAGAUGACGAGUAUGAGGCCUUCCGCAAGAGGAUGAUGCUGGCUUACCGCUUCCGGCCCAACCCCCUGAACAACCCAAGGCGGCCUUACUACUGAGUACUCUGGAGAAACGCACAAAUGUACUUUCCAAAAGACCAACCGUCCCUGGACUGUGGAGUCUUCUGGCCUGCACUUCUGCCCGCCCUUGUGUCGAGUGUCGUGCUGUGUAUUAAAAUUCCAGUGCUUGCCUGCUGUGGCAGCCUGGUCUUGCCAUCACCAGAAA
Messenger RNA from Vicugna pacos (alpaca), 2196 nucleotides. It is a transcript of the gene SUGP1, whose product is annotated as SURP and G-patch domain containing 1. The record is from RefSeq and is a predicted model, not a curated record. Gene Ontology annotation, cellular component: nucleoplasm. NCBI's taxonomy places the organism in Eukaryota, Metazoa, Chordata, Mammalia, Artiodactyla, Camelidae. Gene Ontology annotation, molecular function: RNA binding. Gene Ontology annotation, biological process: RNA processing.